UGUCUGACUAAACAUUCGCUGAACGAGUGUUGGCCAGACACCCAAGACCUUAAUUUGACCCACAUACUUAUAAUUGAUUACAAUCUAUUGUAAGUACUUAACAUUUGAGCUUAUGUUUGUUUGCCUUAAUUGGGAUGGUGGAGAAUGUUUUUAAAAUAUUCAUAAUUAAUAUAAUUAAUUACCAUAAGCCCCUCCUUUAGAAUCGCUACAUGGCAUUCUCCUAUAAAUUGUUAGAAAUUUGAUAUGAUUUUUGUCAAUGAUUUUUUUCCCCCAGUAAUUUAGAUAAUAUAUGCCUUUUUUAAACCAUUCUUUAAAACAUUUUAAUUUUUAAUGCAGGAAAACCCUGCUGCAAUAAUCAGACGAUGUCUGCAUAAUUUUACUUUGACAUGCAAUAAUAACUUUUAUUUAAAACAUUUAAUCCCCGAUUUAAAUUAAAUGAAAAUCGCAUCAAAACACUCUUAAUUUAUUUAAAAAAUUUAAAAUCUCCCAGGUCCAAACAUAGAUUCAGAUCUGUAAUUAAUGCGUGAGAAAACAAGUGAAUCAUUACACCCCUAUAACAUGAAAGUCAAUCUUAACACGAGGGUCAAAGUUAGAAAUAAACCCAUUAUCUGUUAUAAAUACAACUAAACAAGUCUAAAACAGAUGGUGAAUGUUUUACUGACAUUAAAUGUUCACACCCAUAGAGUGUAAGUGAUUGAGAUCUUCAGUGAAGCUCCUCCUACAACAAUCUACCAAUAAAUGCUGGAGUCAAACACACAGAGAAAUCACUCCAUGUGUGACAACUGAAAUCUUCAUGACAUAAUGUUGAUGCUGGUGAAAGAGGAGCUUGAGAAGAUGACAGAUCCACAACCAUGCAGAAUAAAGGAUGAAGAUACUGAGGAACAAAUAGAUAUGAUUGAAGUGAAAGAGGAGAGUCAAGCUGAAGUGGAUGAGAAACAUCAGAUUGUAAAAAUAAACCAUAAUGUUUCACAGAAAGAAACUCUGAAGACAGAAGACAUAAAGUGUGAAAAUAGUUUCAGAGAAGAUGAACGCCCUGAAGAUCACAAGAGGACUCACAGUGAGGAGAAACCUUUCACAUGUCAACAGUGUGGAAAGAGUUUCAGAAGAAGAGAUCACCUUAAAGCACACAUGAGGAUUCACACCGAAAACAAAAGACACGUGUGUCAUCAGUGUGGAAAGAGUUUUACAACUGCAGGUGAACUUAAGAUACACAUGAGGACUCACACUGGAGAGAAACCUUACACUUGUCAUGUGUGUGGAAAGAGUUUCACCUCUCAAUCAAGCCUUAACCGGCACAGGAAAACUCACAGUGGGCAAAAGCCACACGCGUGCCAACAUUGUGACAAGAGUUUCCCAGAUACAAGUAAACUUAAGAUACACAUUAGAGUUCACACUGGAGAGAAACCAUUCACGUGUCAUCUGUGUGGAAAGAGUUUUAUAAAAAAAUGUUACCUUAAUGUACACCUAAGUAGUCACACUGGAGAGAAACCAUACGUGUGUCAACAUUGUGGAAAGAGUUUCAGGACAAAAACAAACCAUAAUGUACAUUUGAUCACUCACACUAAAGAGAAACCGUUCACAUGCCAUGAGUGUAAAAAGAGUUUUAAAAAUAAAUGUAACCUUUUAACACACAUGAGAAGUCACACUGGAGAGAAACCUUACAUAUGUCUUCAGUGUGGAAAGGGUUUCACCAGUGACUUCAAUCUUAAGAGACACAUGACAAUUCACACUGCAGAAAAACCGUUCCCAUGUCAACAGUGUGGAAAGAGUUUUAGAAUAAGAGCUGACCUUAAUGUACACCUAAGAAUUCACACUGGAGAGAAACCUCACGUGUGUGAUCAGUGUGGAAAAAGUUUCAGGACGAAACCAAAACUUACUGUACAUUUGAGCACUCACACUGAAGACAAACCAUUCACAUGCCAUGAGUGUAAACAGAGUUUCAAAACAAAAGCUAACCUUAAAAGACACAUGAGAAUCCACAAUAUGAUGGAAGUGAAAGAGGAGAGUCAAGCUGAAGAGGAUGAGAAACAUCAGAUUGUAAAAAUAAACCAUAAUGUUUCACAGAAAGAAACUCUGAAGACAGAAGACAUAAAGUGUGAAAAUAGUUUCAGAGAAGAUAAACGCCCUGCAGAUCACAAGAGGACUCACAGUGAAGAGAAACCUUUCACAUGUCAACAGUGUGGAAAGAGUUUUAGAACAAAAGAUUACCUUAAAGCACACAUGAGGAUUCACACUGGAGAGAAACCACACGCAUGCCAUGAGUGUGGAAAGAGUUUUAUAACUGCAGGUAACCUUAAGAUACACAUGAGGACUCACACCGGAGAGAAACCUUACACUUGUCAACAAUGUGGAAAGAGUUUCUCUGUUGAAAGUUACCUUAAAAUACACGCAAGAAUUCACACAGGAGAGAAACCGUUCACAUGCCAUGAGUGUGAAAAGCGUUUCAGAACUAAAUGUAGCCUUAUAACACACAUGAGAAUUCACAAAGGAGAGAAACCUUACAGAUGUCCUCAGUGUGGAAAGAGUUUCAGUAGUAAACAAGGACUUGAGAUUCACAUGACGGUUCACACUGGGGAGAAACCUUUCACAUGCCAUGAGUGUGAAAAAUGUUUCAGAUGUAAGAGUAGCCUUAUAAGACACAUGAUAAUUCACGGCGAGAAACCUUACGUGUGUUUUCAGUGUGAAAAGAGUUACAGUAAUAAACAUGGACUUGAGAUUCACAUGAGAAUUCACACUGGAGAGAAACCUUACAUAUGCUCUCAGUGUGAAAAAAGCUUCACAAGUAAAAGUAAUCUUAAGAUACACAUGACAGUUCACACUGAAGAGAAACCGUUCACAUGCCAUCAGUGUGGAAAGAGUUUUACAAUGAAACGUAACCUUAAUGAACACCUAAGAAUUCACACUGGAGAGAAACCAUACGUGUGCCAUGAGUGUGAAAAGAGUUUCACCUUUCAAUCUGUCCUUAUCCGGCACAUGAAAGUUCACAGUGGGGAAAAGCCACACGCAUGCCAUCAUUGUGACAAGAGUUUCCCAGAUACAACUCAACUUGAGAUGCACAUGAGGUCUGAGAAACAUUACAUUGGAGAGAAACCGUUCAUUUGUCAUCAGUGUGGAAAGAGUUUUACAGUGAAAUUUAACCUUAAUAGACACCUGAGAAUUCACACCGAAGAGAAACCUCACGUGUGUCAUCAAUGUGGAAAGAGUUUCAGGACAAAAUGUAACCUUAAUGCACAUUUGAGAACUCACACUAAAGAGAAACCGUUCACAUGCCAUGAGUGUAAAAAGAGUUUCAAAACAAAAGCUGCCCUUAAAAAACACGCAAGAUUUCACACUCAAUAGAAACCAUUCAUGUGUCAACAGUGUGGAUAUGGCAACAAAGUUUAUAAAUCAGCUGAGGUCUUAAUAAUAAAACGGUCUGGAGGAUCCUUAAUAAUAGUCUACAUGCGCACAAAAGCCCAAAAUGGUGUACAGCAAAAAGAUUCAGGCCGUUUCUCAAUAUGUGGUGUUGUCUGUACUUGUGUUCUUGUGAAACAUCAUCAGUCGCGGCCCAAGUACUGUUCCAGUUCCAAUUUCACAUCAAGUCAAGUUCACAUAACAUCUCAGGAUAUGUUCUUGAUUUGCUCAUUUUAUCGAGGAUGCAUCAGAAGGUGACUUGUGUGGACUUAUGAUAGACAAGUUUCUCAGAAUACAUACAGUGGGGCAAAAAAGUAUUUAGUCAACCACCAAUUGUGCAAGUUCUCCCACUUAAAAAGAUGAGAGGGGCCUGUAAUUUUCAUCAUAGGCACACUUCAACUAUGAGAGACAAAAUGAGGAAAAAAAUCCAGAAAAUCACAUUGUCUGAUUUUUUAUGAAUUUAUUUGCAAUUUAUGGUGGAAAAUAAGUAUUUGGUCAAUAACAAAAAAGCAAGAUUUCUUUCUCUCACAGACCUGUAACUUUUUCUUUAAGAGGAUCCUCUGUCCUCCACUUGUUACCUGUAUUAAUGGCACCUGUUUGAACUUGUUAGCAGUAUAAAAGACACCUGUCCACAACCUAAAACAGUCAGAAUGCAAACUCAACUAUGGCCAAGACCAAAGAGCUGUCAAAGGACACCAGAAACAAAAUUGUAGAUCUGCACCAGGCUGGGAAGACUGAAUCUGCAAUAGGUAAGCAGCUUGGUGUGAAGAAAUCAAUUGUGAGAGCAAUUAUUAGAAAAUGUAAGACAUACAAGAACAUUGAUAAUCUCCCUCGAUCUGGGGCUCCACGCAAGAUCUCAUCCUGUAGGUUAAAAAUUAUCACCAGAAUGGUGAGCAAAAAUCCCAGAACCGCAUGGGGGGACCUAGUGAAUAACCUGCAGAGAGCUGGGACCAAAGUAACAAAGGCUACCAUCAGUAACACACUAUGCAGCCAGGGACUCAAUUCCUGCAGUGCCAGAUGUGUCCACCUGCUUAAGCCAGUACAUGUCCGGACCCGUCUGAAGUUUGCUAGAGAGCAUUUGGAUGAUCCAGAAGAAGAGUGGGAGAAUGUCAUAUGGUCAGAUGAAACCAAAACAUAACUUUUUGGUAGAAACUCAACUUCUUGUGUUUGGAGGAGAAAGAUGCUGAGUUGCAUCCAAAGAACACCAUACCUACUGUGAAGCAUGGGGGUGGAAACCUCAUGCUUUGGGGCUGUUUUUCUGCAAAGGGACCAGGACGACUGAUCCGACUUAAGGAAAGAAUGAAUGGGUCCAUGUAUCGUGAGAUUUUGACUCAAAACCUCCUUUCGUCAGCAAGGGCAUUGAAGAUGAAACGUGGCUGGGUCUUUCAGUAUGGCAGUGAUCCCAAACAUACCGCCCGGGCAAAGAAGGAGUGGUUUCGUAAGAAUAAUUUCAAGGUCCUGGAGUGGCCUAGCCAGUCUCCAGAUCUCAACCCCAUAGAAAAUCUUUGGAGGGAGUUGAAAAUCUGAGUUGCCCAGCGACAGCCCUAAAACAUCACUGCUCUAGAGGAGAUCUGCAUGGAGGAAUGGGCCAAACUACCAGCAACAAUAUGUAAAAACCUUGUGGAGACUUACAGAAAACGUUAGAUCUCGGUCAUUGCCAACAAAGGGUAUAUAACAAAGUAUUGACAUAAACUUUUGUUAUUGACCAAAUACUUAUU
Misgurnus anguillicaudatus (oriental weatherfish) is the source of this 5111-nucleotide messenger RNA. NCBI's taxonomy places the organism in Eukaryota, Metazoa, Chordata, Actinopteri, Cypriniformes, Cobitidae. The record is from RefSeq and is a predicted model, not a curated record.